Molecule: messenger RNA, 1130 nt
Organism: Acyrthosiphon pisum (pea aphid)
Lineage: Eukaryota; Metazoa; Arthropoda; Insecta; Hemiptera; Aphididae
Product: mitogen-activated protein kinase p38b
Exons: 8
Biological process (GO): protein phosphorylation
Molecular function (GO): ATP binding; MAP kinase activity
Source: RefSeq, a predicted model, not a curated record
GUUGAUAACGUUCGGUUGUGUACACGAUUAAAGAUACAUUAUCUUUAAUCGCCAAUCGUGGUUUCGUAAUUGUGUAAUGUACUAAUGUGUCUUGGAAAUCGAGUAAUCGACAUACGUGAAACUAUAGUUAGUUAGAACUGGAAAUAAGAAGGAAUAACACCGUAUUCUGUAGGUAUUCUACGAAGAUAGUUCUAUUAUAGUUUUCCGCAAUUUCCUAGUCGUCGCUAGUUGUUUUGUCGAUAAUUUCUCGACAGCCAUUGAUGAAUGAUUAUUGAUAAUUACAAAUUGACGCCAGAUAGACAAUAACUUCCCAGUCCACGGGCUCCACGUCAAGACAAGAGCAAAGCCCCAAGAAGUCAAGACUCAAGACUCAAAAGUGUUAUGGUAGUAGAAUAGUCAUAGGUCCGUCUCAGACUUCAAACCAGCGUUUCACAAUGAAGUAUUACAAAAUCGAAAUUAACAAGACCGAAUGGGAAGUACCCGAUAGGUAUCAAAUGCUCACUCCCGUUGGUCUUGGUGCCUACGGCCAAGUUUGCUCAGCUGUUGACAAUCAGACGGGGCUGAAAGUUGCUAUCAAAAAACUUGCCAGACCAUUUCAGUCAGCGGUUCAUGCUAAACGUACCUAUCGAGAGCUUCGCAUGUUAAAACACAUGAACCAUGAAAAUGUGAUUGGAUUAUUAGACGUGUUCACACCUGCAAAUACUAUGAAUAAUUUUAAUCAAUUAUAUAUGGUCACCCAUUUAAUGGGAGCUGACUUAAAUAAUAUCAUACGUACACAAAAAUUAUCUGAUGAUCAUGUUCAAUUUCUUGUUUACCAAAUUUUACGAGGUUUGAAGUACAUCCAUUCUGCUGGAAUAAUCCAUAGAGAUUUAAAACCAUCAAAUAUUGGUGUAAAUGAAGAUUGUGAGCUAAAAAUAUUAGAUUUUGGAUUAGCAAGACCAACUGAAAGUGAAAUGACUGGAUAUGUGGCUACCAGAUGGUACAGAGCACCUGAGAUUAUGUUAAACUGGAUGCAUUACAAUCAGACAGUUGAUAUUUGGUCAGUAGGCUGCAUUAUGGCUGAACUUUUGACAGGAAGGACAUUAUUUCCUGGCACAGAUCGUAUCCUUUUAAAUAAUUUUAAGUCUUCU